Messenger RNA from Conger conger (European conger), 2431 nucleotides. RefSeq names its product sarcospan (Kras oncogene-associated gene) (gene sspn). The transcript is spliced from 3 exons. The record is from RefSeq and is a predicted model, not a curated record. The coding region runs from base 77 to 775 and encodes 232 amino acids. Gene Ontology annotation, cellular component: sarcolemma; dystrophin-associated glycoprotein complex. Lineage: Eukaryota; Metazoa; Chordata; Actinopteri; Anguilliformes; Congridae.
CAGUUUGGGAGGAGACGCCGGAGAGAGAGGAUAGGAGAGGUAGCGGGCGCAGAGGAGCAGACCGUCGACAGCAGGAAUGGAGGAGAAGAAGCAGGCCGGCGAAGGCCCGGAGACGAAGGCGACAGACGCGAAGGGCAAGGCGGCCGGCGGGCCGGAGGGGAAGGCCGCCGCCCGGGCGGACCGCCACACCUGCCUCGGCUGCCGCUUCCCGCUGCUGGUGGCCAUUUUGCAGCUGGUGCUGGGCGUCGCCGUGGCAGCGCUGGCCUUCAUCAUGAGCAGCCUCAGCCCCUCCCUGCUGGCCAGGGAGACCCCGCACUGGGCCGGAAUCAUCGUCUGCCUGGUAUCCCUGCUGGGGUUCGUCCUGUACUGCGUCACGUACCUCGCGGACGAGAAGACGUCCCUGCAGUUCGUUGCCAAGCUGCUGUACUUCCUGUUGUGCACCCUGGCCAUGGUGCUGUCCCUGCUGGCCCUGUCCUUCGCCGUGCACCACCACGGGCAGGUGAGCGCCUUCACCUGCGCGGAGCAGGGCGGCGACUGCAGGUGCACCCUGGAGCCCGAGGACCCCAUCGGCCGCACCUUCCUGUACGCGGACGCGGGCGACUGCAGCUCCAUCACCGGCACGCUCAAGCUGUACUUCCUGCUGCAGAUCCUGCUCAACCUGGCCCAGGCGCUGGUGUGCCUGGCGGCCACCUUCAUCAUGUGGAAGCACAGGUACCAGGUGUUCUUCGUGGGGCUCCAGGAGUCACCCUCCGUGCGCCAGUGGCAGAAGGUUUAGGGGCGCGGGCGGGGCUCAGAGGGAAGCCCCUCGUCCGUCCGUCCGUCCGUCCCCCGCCCCCCUCCAAGACUUGUUUGUGUGCCGUAUCUGAGCUCCAGGCACUCCUUUUCGGAGAUGAGUUUUUUUCGGUGCGUUUUUACAAUUUUUCUAUACCAACCAAUUUUUUUUUUUUGUAAAGGUUUUGCCUUUUUUGCUUUUAGUUAACUCGUAGACGCCCGUGCUAAAGCAGAAAUUGCUUCCAAAGACAAAUACAUUCAAGGCAGUUAUGUACCAAACGCUCGGUUGUCUAUCUGGGAGGAGCUGAGAGGAGAGGCCGCAGGACAGAAUGCUUCAGUCAGGCCAACUGGACUCAUUGGACUUCUAGACCUACUGUACCAUGGCAGGGCCUACACUGCAUCUUUAACAUACCCGUUUGAGAUCUUUUACCCAUCUUCAAAUCAGUAAAAGACUCGACUCGUGUGUGAUGCACGUUGGUUUCUCUAAAAACCGACCCUCUCUGGAGCGUGGGAAAAUACAUGUCUCGUCCCAGACCGCCAUUUUGUCCGGUUUCACCGCACUUUGCUCCAGAUGCAGCCUUUACUGGAAUGGAGUACACUGCAAAAUACUGUCCAUGUGUUAUGUGGACACCCAAGUCAAAAUCCAAUGCGAAAGAACGGUAUAUUAAGCAAACUUGAUAAAGUUUAAUUAUACGUCUUACACUACACGCAUUCUUACGUAUAAAAUUGUAUACCUCAGGUAUAUGUCAGCAGCAUGCUAUUUUUUCAUGUGAUUUUGGAAAAUACGAUGAGAAAUACAUCUAUAUAAAUCUAUAUUUUUGUGAUAUCUGAAAGCGCAUUAUUGGUUUUAUGUAUUACUGGAAUAAUUGGCAGUGCAUGGGGAUGUGUUGCAAUAUAUCGAUGAUGCAUUUUAUUUCCUUGUAUUCUCAGUUUGUGCCAUUUCUGUCAGGGAAAGAGACAGAAUGGUAUUCUUAUUUUAUUUGUGCCCUCUCGUAUAUUUUAUAUAAGUUUAUUUGUGAGUAUGGCAGAGGAGCAGCAGGGUAGGACAGUUGGGGAAAUCGACUUGUAACUAAAUGGCCGCGGGUUUGAUUACAAGGCAGGACACUGCCAUUGUACACUUGAGCAAGCUACUUGCCCUGCAUUUUGCUUCAGUAUGUAUUCAGCGGUGUACAUGGGCACUGUGUAAAAAUGUGUGUGUUCUAAAUGCCUGUGAUGCCAUCAGGAACGAAUGGAAUCUAAAGAGGGGGAGCAAUGAGAUGACCUUUAACCUUUUAUUCCGCUGAAAGUUCUGCUGACUGGAGUGGUCUCUAACCGGUUGCCACGGAGAGCCGUGUGUAUGCAUGUUUUCAUUCCAGCCCAUUAAUGCUACCGCAUAACUGAUUCCAAUUACUCAUUCGGCCAUCUGCAUUAGAAUAUCGAAUUGAAGCAACAGGUGUGAUUUAGACAACGCAAAUAACCAUUUCACUUUAUACAUUAUGUACAGCCCUAAUUCGGCAAACAAAGUAUUUAUAUAAUCCUGAUCUGAGGCUGGAAUCAAAACCAGCAUACACACGGCCCUUCAUGGCACCGUGUUGGAGAGCACUGGCCGUUAUUUUUGUACACAUCUACAGUAUUGACAGGAUCGACACAUUAAAAAAAAGUGCUUUCCAUUUUGUCUUAA